Molecule: messenger RNA, 1239 nt
Organism: Lachnellula hyalina
Lineage: Eukaryota; Fungi; Ascomycota; Leotiomycetes; Helotiales; Lachnaceae
Product: Questin oxidase
Exons: 3
Coding region: 1-1239 (412 amino acids)
Molecular function (GO): oxidoreductase activity
Source: RefSeq, a predicted model, not a curated record
AUGUCGUCUCCUAUGAUAGCCUGGGUACCUCUGGUCCAUAGAAUCCACAGAUACUGGACAACCACCAACUAUGCUGCCCUUUCAAUCGACUUGCCAUCAGUGGAAAUCCAUGAUGUUGAGACAGCUCCAGAAAAACGCCCCAGAACCCUCAAGCAUCUAAUAAAGGCAAAUCAUGUCAACCACUCAGUUAUAUACCACCAUCUACAGUUCCACAACCAUAUGGCCCAUCAUCUAGGAUCUGCCUACCUCUUUGGAGCAGAUGCAAGUCAACUGCAAAAGAUCUAUGAUGAAGACUCCAAAGAACUCGAGGAAUGGAAAGAUUCCCCCGCAGAGGUAACAGAUUCGGACUGGCGGGACUUUCUCGGAGACAAGAGAUACCAACGAGCAUACGUGGAUUUCUUUGAAGACGAGCUGGCGCUGAAGUUCAAUUACGAUUGGAAAAGAGUAGCGGAUGAGUAUCUGUUCAGCGGGAAAGAGCCUCUGAUCAAUGGAGUCAUUGGCGGGCUUGGCCACCCUUUGAUCCAUCUCGGCUAUGCCUACGAACUCUCCAGCAAAGAACUGGGAAUGGAAGCCCUAGCAAUGACAAGUGUAGCCUACGAUCCCCUCCACAAAUACCUCGACAAUCCCUCAUACACCCAGCCCUCUACAUACAGCACGACCUCGCCCCUCGAAAUCCUGCACAGAAUAGCAGCCGAUACCCGCUUCGAUGGGCUCUUUCCCUCAAAAGGCUACGAGAACAUAGAAACCCUCUUCAAGCACCACGAAGCCCUGGUCCUCGAACACUGGAACGCAUGGACAAUCACGAACCCCACAGAGCAGUUCCGCGCCUCGCAAGAAGCGGCCAUGAAUUUGGUGGUUAGGACAGUGAAGCCGGGCACGCACGCGUAUGAUUUCUUCAUGGUGCAUAUACUUACGACCAGUCAUGCGGUCAGGAUAUUGCUACCAGUGGUGCCGAAGAAGUUCCAUGUCAGUCUGGUCCGCCAAUGGUGGCUGCUUACAAUCGCCGUGUAUGUUGCGCAGUUGAGGCCGGUCAUUGAUGAAGAUAUAGAGGGAAAGCCGGGGAAGGGAUGGGCGUAUGUAGAGGAGAUGGCUGUCAAUGGGCCUUGGUCGACCGAUGCGCACUAUGUUAAAGCCCUGAGGGCGAUGAAAGAGGCGGCCUUUACUUGGGGCGAUGUUCACGAACUGUAUUUAUCAUCUGCGGUACAUUUAGCAGAUGACUUUAAGGGAUGGACAUUUUAG